UAACUUCUUGGAGUUGCAAGUAAGCUGUAAAGAAGGAAGAAGCUCCAGCAAUGGACGCAUGUCUCAGCUCUGCGCCUCAGCACCAGGGCCUGGGAGAAGCCACGAGCCACGACUGGUUAGAAGCCCCGGAGGUGGGGGCUUUCCAGGAAAGUGACUCCGGGGGACCCCCAGGAGAUUUGAACAAGACAGAGCCAUCUCUUCAGAGCCUCCAGAAAUUCGUUCCUACCAACUAUGCCAGCUACACACAGGAGCACUAUUGCUUUGCUGGGAGGAAGAUCGUCAUGCAGGAAUGCAUCGAGAGCUAUGGAGCCGUGGUGUGGCCCGGGGCUAUGGCUCUGUGCCAGUAUCUAGAGGAACACACAGAAGAACUGAAGCUCCGAGAUGCUAAAGUACUUGAAAUUGGUGCUGGACCAGGCCUCGUUUCCAUUGUGGCCAGUAUUUUAGGAGCUCAAGUCACAGCGACAGAUCUGCCUGAUGUGCUAGGAAACCUUCAGUACAAUCUUUUACGAAACACGCUGGCACACACGGCUCACGUGCCCGAGGUGAGAGAACUGGUGUGGGGAGACGAGCUGGAGCAGAAGUUGCCCAAGUCGGACUUCUACUACGACUACGUGCUGGCCUCCGACGUGGUCUACCACCACUACUUCCUGGACAAGCUGCUGGCCACCAUGGUGCACCUCUGCCAGCCGGGCACCGUCCUGCUGUGGGCCAACAAGUUCCGAUUCAGCACCGACUAUGAAUUCUUAGACAAAUUCAAGCAAGUCUUUGAUACAACUCUCUUGGCUGAACAUCCAGAGUCAACAGUCAAACUGUUUCAGGGCAUACUAAAAUGGGACUAA
Dipodomys spectabilis (banner-tailed kangaroo rat) is the source of this 839-nucleotide messenger RNA. It is a transcript of the gene Mettl21c, whose product is annotated as methyltransferase 21C, AARS1 lysine. Gene Ontology annotation, biological process: peptidyl-lysine methylation. The coding region runs from base 51 to 839 and encodes 262 amino acids. The transcript is spliced from 5 exons. Gene Ontology annotation, cellular component: cytosol; cytoplasm. The record is from RefSeq and is a predicted model, not a curated record. Gene Ontology annotation, molecular function: protein-lysine N-methyltransferase activity. Lineage: Eukaryota; Metazoa; Chordata; Mammalia; Rodentia; Heteromyidae.